Molecule: messenger RNA, 561 nt
Organism: Cuscuta epithymum
Lineage: Eukaryota; Viridiplantae; Streptophyta; Magnoliopsida; Solanales; Convolvulaceae
Source: the annotation of a GenBank genome assembly
UAAGAAUUCCACAACAAUUUGGCAAAAUUUGGAGUCUCGUUUCAUGGCGGCUGGUCUUGCUCGUUUAAUGGAGUUAAAACAUAUGUUAUCUCACGCUAGGAAGAAAGCCAAUCAGUCCAUGGUUGAGUAUGUUCGUGGCAUACGAACAAUUGCAGAUAAUUUGAACUCAAUUAAUGCCCCGGUUUCUGAUGCGGAUUUGUUACAACACACACUUUAUGGCUUGGGACCUGGGGAAUGAAUCAUUGGUGGGGCCACUUACUCUUUUUCCCGAAGGCUUGACGUUUGAUAAAUUAUGCACCAAGCUGGUUCAUCAAGAGGCACACUUACAAUACCAACAAUCACUGGAGUCUACUGUUGGUGUGCCUGCCUUCUCGGCCAAUACCGCGGCAGGGGCUGCUCCGGCAGCUUCCAAUGCCGCUGGACAACAGCAACCUCAUCGGGGAGGACGUGGUGGCCAUCGUGGAGGCCGCGGCCGCGGACGCUACCAGCAGCAACAACUGUCGUACGGACAGCAAGCUCAGGCAUACGGACAGCAGCCUCAGUACUAUGUCCCUCGUCCGC